Molecule: messenger RNA, 4333 nt
Organism: Notothenia coriiceps (black rockcod)
Lineage: Eukaryota; Metazoa; Chordata; Actinopteri; Perciformes; Nototheniidae
Gene: cdcp1b
Product: CUB domain containing protein 1b
Exons: 13
Coding region: 21-3641 (1206 amino acids)
Source: RefSeq, a predicted model, not a curated record
AAAUCCCAUUUUCAGUGAACAUGUGGCUUUGUGUGACCUACGCGCUCCUGGGACUUUUGUUUUUGACGGUCUUCGACUCAUCAGAAUGCUUACAGACAGUGGUCCGACCUGACAAAGGCUCGACAGUGACGGUGUCCACUGAGCUGUCGCUGGAUCAAUGUGCUGUGUGUACAGUCAGUGGGGUGAACGACACACUGACGUCCUGCCACUCCUCUCUGGCUCUGGUACCUGAGGAGGAGGUCAAACUGCUGCUCAACUGCUCCCAGCCCCUCGAACAGGGUUACACUGUGACGAUCGCCAGUAUCAUUGAGUGCACCAAGGACGCCUGCUCCCCUACAACAGUACAACCUCAACCCUCCAUCCUCACAGAGUUCAGCAGGACCUUCACCUGGGAGUUAAAGGCUCCUGAGAAGACAGUUGUGAGUCUGGACAUCCUUGGAGACGGGCUGAUGAAGACGGCACAGCCAUGCUCUAAUGGAUUUCAGUUUUCGGUGACAACAUCCAAAACAAACACCAACGGCCGGACUGAGUAUUGUCAAGGAGGUUCUGUGACUCGUUUGGACCUGCUCAAUGCAGCUGUUUUGUCUCUGCAAGUUAAACCACAGGCUAAGGUCGACUCUGUGGGGUUCCAGGCCUCCGCUGGACCGCUAAAGGGCCGAACAAUGGUUAUAACUGUGGACUCAAGCACGACAGUGGUGCUCAGCCGGGACGAGGAACCAGAAUGUGAAGUGUGCUCUGUCGGAGGCGCCACUCCUGACUGUAGCCCCUCAGAGAAGACCCUGACAAACGUGGAAAAACUCUCGCUGGAGUUCGGCUGCCUGAAACCUCAGGAUGUCUACAGCGUGAAGACGAAGAAGCUAAUAGAGUGCACCCAGAGCUCCUGCACUCCUGCUGCAGGAGAAGUUGAACCUGACCCCUUCAAGGAUUUCAAAAGAUCCCUCACAUGGGACAUUACUGUACCAGAAAGGACUGUUUUAUCUCUGGACUUCCCUGGUGGAUUGAAGGAGAUAUCUGCAGCCGAAACUUGCGAAGAUAGCCAACAAUACUCAGUGAGCACGACUAAGAGUGACGGAAAUACCCAAACCAAGAGAUACUGUAAGAGCGGGACGGUCGCUAGUCUGGAUCUGCUUGGAGCUACAACUGUGACUGUGGAAGUUCCCAAAGACGGUGAACUGGGCCCAUUCAAUGUCAAAGCAGCACCAAGAGGUAGCAGAAUGAUGUCCGUUGUGCCCGAUCCCAACACCAUCAUCAUCAUCAGCAGGGUGACCACAGAGCCGGACUGCAGUGUGUGUACGAACAAGGGGCCCAAACAGACAUGCGAUCCAAGAUUCCUUACACUCAGAGAUCCUGGCAACACCACAGUAGAGUUCACCUGCCCUCAACCUCAGGAUUUCUUCACUGUGGAGAUCAACAGAGAAAUUGACUGCACAGAGGCCGCUUGUUCUGGAAACAUCGUUCAGGCCGAAUCCUCUCUGUUCCCCGACUUCAACCGGACCUUUACCUGGGAUCUGAAAGUUGUCGCCACUAAAGCCUUCCAACUGGACUUCCCCGAACCGGGAAUGCGACAGAUUCCCAACGAGGAGACCUGCCCAGAUGAGCACACAUACUCUCUCGUCACAUAUCUGCGCAAGGGGCCAGCAACCAUUGGUACCUUCUGCAAAGGAGGAACUGUGACGACCGUCCUGGCUCGCUAUAAGGGCCGCAUGUCUCUGCAGGUGCCUGGAGACAGGAAGCUGGAUCCCAUUGACUUCAAACUCAAUGUUGGACCUGAGACCAGCAUGGUGGCCAUAGUGAAGGUCAACCUACCGCGAGGUGCGUCAGAGACAAACUUCAUCUCUGCUAACUAUCCGGGGGACUUCCCUGAUGAACAGCAGAUGCAGUGGGACUUCACGGUGCCCGGCAUGCACAACUACACCAUGCAUAUCACUGAUCACACAGCUCCAGAGUGCCUAAAAAAUGAAGUGGAGGUGGUGUAUAAGAAAGAGGGCAAGAAGGGGACCAAAGUGAGUCUGACGGAUCCUCAGCCGCAACACCAGCAGGGCAACUUCAACAUGGUGCUGAAGAACUGUGAAACCAACCAGACGCUGGAGGGACUCAGCCUGAACUACAGGGUGUCUGUGAUGAGGAGUGGACAUCCAGUUCUGUGUGCAGUGGAUCUUACCAAACACACAGGAGUGUCCCUGCAGAUCGAGAAAGUGGGUUCUGAUCCCUACUGUGAGAUGAGCGUUAACUCCAAGGUAGAAAAGAAGAUAACCAUGGCUGCAGGCACUAAAGCCAGCCUCUCCUUCCUCGACUGUCCCACUGAAGAUGUACGCCUGAGUGCCAGUACAGUUAUUGAGUGCCAAAAUGUGACUUCCUGCCCUACGACCCUCCUCACUGUACCCAAACUGGACUCCUGUCUACCGAUGCCCCUCCACAGCUUCACCUGGCACCUGUCCGCCCCUCAGGACAGGACCGUGGAGCUGGAGUCGCCCACAGGAAGUCUCAGACAGUCGCUGCCCGGCCAGGAGUGUAAUAAGUCUGUCUCCCUGCACGUGGCAGAGGGCGAUGGGUUUCCUGUUGGAGAUUUCUGUGCUCAAGGAAUGAUCCAGAAAGUCCAGGUGCAAGGCAAGGUUUCUGUCACAGCCACGGGCCGGGACUUCAGCAAGACCGGGGGGCAGUUUCUCAAUGUCAGCUACAGUCAGGAUAUCCCAGAGAGCAUCAUUUACAGAGUCAGUCCAAAGGAGUUGUCUCCCACCCUGCUGGCCACCCCCAACUGGCCUCAGGGUAUGAAGCCUAUGUCCACCGUGGCCUGGAUCGUCGCGGUACCGAGUGGGUACGAGGCACACGUGCUCUUUGUCAACAUCAGCCAGCCCGAAUGCAAAGACAGGCACACCUCCAUCAAGGUGAGGAUGCUGGGGGCGGAGGAGGAGAUGAUGAGCCGCAGGGAGGACGAGCAGGCGGAGGACAAGCUGACCGUGCCGCAAAGUUUCUAUCUCAACAUGUCCAACUGUAUACCUGAGAAAGGGGAAUUUGCUGCACUGACCAAAAUCGUUCUGCAGAAGAAAUCCAAUCUCUUGGCCAUCCUCCUUGGGAUAGCAGGAGCUCUUCUGUUGCUGCUCUUAGUGCUGGGCCUUUAUUGCUUCAUCACAAAGAAAAAGAAACAGGACAAAAUGAACGUAGAGUCGUCCAUCUACAUGGGCAAAGGGAAUAUGUUCCGCCCUAGCGACAGGCACUUCACCAAAACUCGGUCUGAUAACGAGUCCCACGUCUACGACUCCAUAGACGAUUCGAGGGUGUACGGCCACCUGCUGGGCGACGUCAGCUACGCGGACAGCAUGCAGGACCACUACAACGGGGUGCAGACGGACUCCUAUAAGACAUUCACCGGUCCCACUGAUGCACAGCUGCCUGUCAUCAAAGAGCCGGACCACGAGCCUGAGAUGGAUCAGUUCAAUUCGUUCCUGGACCCGUCCCAGUCCUUCCUCCCGCCCCGUCCACGUACUCCCAUCAACCGGCAGGACAGCAUCGGCUUCGAGGACCGAAGGAUGGUGGACAAUGAACUGUACACAUUCAAGAGCACAGGGGACAUAAAAAACAUCCGGCUGUCUGGUGUCGACAUGGAUUCACAGCCCCCCAUUAUAUUAGAGGACUCCUUGUAGUGCGUCAGGACUGUAGCUGCAUGCCGGACCGCUGUUACUGAAUCAUCCAGAGAGUGCCGAGUAUCUUUAGACUGUUCUGAUGUGAACUCCGUGCCUCGAUCACACUCAGGGAAUCUGAGAUCGAUGAACUUCUGAAUGUGAUGAAUAUCUCUUCUUUGUCCGCUAUUUCUAAAGCUUCAAGAGAAGCCCUCUUCUUUAAAGGAAGUUAGGCAUUUUGGGAGAUACCUUUUAGAUUUUUUGCAGAAAUGUGAACAAGGAAAUCAAUUCAAUUUUCAAGUCUUCCCAGUAAAUUUUACCUUACAAAGACACCUCUAAAGCUCUUAAUGAUUUAUACGGAUUCAACAAACAAGAUAUAAUGUUAUAAUCCGUGGGCUUUAGAGGUGUUGGUAAGUGGGAGAUAUAUAGAUACAAUUAAGAUGUCAUAGAUAAAAGGGGUCAAAAUUGAACUUCUCAUCCAACUUUCAGUAAGUUAGUAAAAAAUGUGACUAUUCCUUUUAAUGUUUGAUUUGUUUAGUUUUAUUACAUCUUUGCUUAUGUGGCAUGGAUUCAGGAGCAGGGACAGUGUCAAAUGUGCAAGUACCUCUGUUCCUUGUUUUGUUAGUGUUUUUAUAUUGUUUACUUGACUUUUAAAGAGAUUUUCUGUACCUGUAAAUAUAAUGUAAUUGUUUUUGCAAUAAAUUCUAGAAAAAUGG